Anoplopoma fimbria (sablefish) is the source of this 5478-nucleotide messenger RNA. RefSeq names its product contactin-1a-like. The transcript is spliced from 24 exons. Gene Ontology annotation, molecular function: cell-cell adhesion mediator activity. Bases 29 to 3205 code for a protein of 1058 amino acids. Lineage: Eukaryota; Metazoa; Chordata; Actinopteri; Perciformes; Anoplopomatidae. The record is from RefSeq and is a predicted model, not a curated record. Gene Ontology annotation, biological process: brain development; cell-cell adhesion.
AAUGAAUACAGAAUAGCUCAGAGGUGAGAUGUUGCUUGUGAAGAGGUUAAAGGAGGGAGUAAGAAGAAAACCAGGCAGUCCUGCUAAUGUCCCAUCAGCUGAGCUUCUAGCUGUAACCCCACCAGGUGGUCCUCACUUCAACAUCAUGCUGCACCUCACCCUGCUCCUCCAUCUCCUGGUCCUCUCUCUCUCCCCUGCAGAUGCAUCAAUGCACGAGGAGGUACCCGGCUUUUAUGGAGAAGAAGCCACAGGUUAUGGGCCGGUGUUUGAGGAGCAGCCGGUGGAUACCAUCUACCCCGAGGAGUCGCCCGAGGCAAAAAUCACCAUGAGCUGCCGGGCCCGAGCCGAUCCACCUGCCACAUACAAGUGGAAGCUGAACAACAUUGACAUUGACUUGAAUACACAAGAACGCCACUACAGUUUAGUAGGAGGCAACUUGGUCAUUAGCAAACCCAUUAAAACAGAACACGUAGGCCAGUACUUCUGUUUGGCUACCAACAUCUAUGGCACAGUCAUCAGCCGAGAGGCCUCGGUCCAGUUCGGAUAUCUCGACCUUUUCUCGUCGGAGGAGAGGGAGUCGGUGUACGUCAAAGAGGGACAGGGGGCAGUGCUGCUCUGCGCUCCCCCACCACAUCAUCCAGAUGAGCUGUCAUUCCGAUGGAUCCUGAAUGAAUUCCCCACCUUCAUCCCACUGGACAAGAGGCGCUUUGUCUCCCAGAUAACGGGUAACCUCUAUAUCUCCAAGGUGGACUCCUCCGACAGCGGCAACUACUCCUGCAUUGCUUCCAGCCCAUCCAUUUCCAAGAGCGUUUUCUCCAACUACAUCCCCCUCGUACCUCUGGCUGAACGUCCCAUCAGGAAAUACCCUGCUGACCUCAAAGUCAAGUUCCCAGACACCACUGCUCUGGUGGGACAGAAUAUCACCUUGGAAUGCUUUGCUCUGGGGAAUCCUGUCCCCGAGAUCCGCUGGAAGAAGAUAGACGGACCGCUUCCACUCACUCACGAGGUGCGGAUGGCGGGGGCUCAUCUGCACCUGUACAAUGUGCAGUCUGAAGACGCGGGCAGCUAUCAGUGUGAGGCUGUGAACUCCAGAGGGAAGGACUACCACGCUGCACGUGUGUCCGUAGAAGCUUUUCCUGAGUGGGUGGAGCACAUCAGCAGCACAGAGCAGGACCUGGGCAGAGAUUACACCAUGUCCUGCAUAGCCAGCGGCAAACCUGAACCACGCAUCCACUGGCUGAAAAAUGGACAACCGUCUCACAAGAAAGAGAUGAGGUUCAGCAGCUUGACAUUCGAUGAUUCAGGGAUGUACCAGUGCAUUGCAGAGAACAACCACGCAAUCAUAUAUGCUACUGCAGAGCUGCGUGUGUAUGCCUGUGCUCCCACGUUUGAACACAACCCUGUGAAGAGAGUCCUGGCAGCUAAAAAAGGCCGGGUGGUGAUCGAGUGUCGACCCAAAGCGGCUCCAAAGCCCAACUUCUCCUGGAGCAAAGACACAGAGCUGCUCCACAACUCCACCAGGGUGUUCAUCUGGGAGGAUGGGAGCCUGGAGAUCCUCAACGUGACGCGGGCAGAUGAAGGCAGAUACACCUGCUUCGCCGAGAACGACCGGGGCAAAGCUAACAGCACGGGCUCUCUGGUGGUUACAGAUUCCACAAAGAUCACCCUGGCACCGUCCAACGCUGACGUUAAAGUGGGUGAGAACACCAGGAUGCAAUGUGCCGCGUCAUAUGACCCCUCCCUGGACAUCACCUUCAUCUGGUCCCUGGAUGGCCGGGUCAUUGACCUACACAAGGAGAGUCAACAUUAUGAACGCACCCUGAAUGGAAGCUCAAACGGAGAGCUACUGAUUAGGGACCUCCAGCUGAAGCAUGCCGGACGCUACACCUGCACCGCACAGACCCCCAUUGACAAUGUUACCGCCUCGGCCCACCUGGUCGUCAGGGGUCCCCCCGGUGCACCAGGUGGGGUGCGAGUGGUGAACAAAACUGACCAGAAUGUAACAUUGCAGUGGAGCCGUGGAGCAGACAACCACAACCCCAUCUCCAAAUACACCAUCCAGUACAGGGACUCCUUCUCAAAGGAUGUCUGGAAGAAUGCAACUACAUCUCCCACAGAUGUUGAAGGGAACACAGAGAUGGCCACAGCUGUGGAUUUGAUCCCCUGGAUGGAAUAUGAGUUCAGAGUGAUUGCCACCAGCACUCUGGGGACGGGAGAGCCAAGCAGCCCUUCACCUAAAAUCAAAACCCUGGAAGCAUUUCCUGUGGUGGCGCCCUCGGACGUCGGUGGCGGUGGAGGAAAUAGCAGAGAGCUGACCAUCACGUGGACGCCUGUACAGCCACAGUACUACUAUGGGCCUGAUUUUGGCUACAUUGUGGCCUUCAAACCACAAGAUGGAACCCAGUGGAUGAGGGUGACAGUGGCUGACCCCCAGGCCAAGCGCUACGUCCACAAAGACUCCACCAUCCCUCCGAUGACAGAUUAUCAAGUCAAAGUCAAAGCAUUCAACAGGAAAGGAGAGGGACCCUUCAGCCUCACAGCCGUCAUUUCUUCUGCACAGGACGCUCCAUCUGAAGCUCCUGUUAGGGUUGACGGCAGAGCUCUCUCCGCCACGGAGGCCAUCGUCUGGUGGCUGCCUCUCUCACAGAGCAAUAUAGAUGGAUACCAGGUGAAGUACUGGAGGAAUCAUGAAGACAGUGAAGGGGGGGCCCAGAGGGUGGUGGUACCCGGCAGUGAGAACCACACCAGGCUGGAGGGUAUGAAGCCGGACUCCCACUACCUUAUCGAGGUUCGGGGCUACAACUCUGCAGGAUACGGGCCGGCCAGCGAACACCACCAGAUCCACACCAAGAGACCCCCUCCAAGUCGAGCUCCCAAAAUACUUGGUAAAAAGUUCAAGGGCCAGUCUGUAAAUAUUGCCUGGGAACCGGUGAAACCGCUUGCUAACGAGGCAUCAAUAGAAGGUUAUAAAGUGCUGUACAGGCAGCAGGGCCACUCCACAGGCACUCUGUACACCACCACCAGGCAGAACAUCGACCUUCCCAUGUUCUCAGACGGGAACUAUGUGGUGGAGGUCCGGGCACACUCGGAGGGAGGAGACGGGGCUGUGGCACAAAUCAGCAUCACAGGUGGAGGUGUCAUGUCCGCCCCGUCUCUCAGCGUGCUCUCUCUGCUCCUGGUGGCUUCCCUCUGCCUGAACCUCUGAAUGUAGCGCCAUCUUUGUCUUCACUUCCCGUGAAGAAGACUCUUAAUGGUUGACGCCUAUGAGGACUUCGGGACUCUUUCCACAAUCUCUUUGGUUCCAUCCCGUUAACCCCGGGACGUCAUAUUCCAACCCUCCCCCCUCCGGAAUAUGUUUGUGGAAAUAGACACAGAAAUGGAAAAAAAAUUGGAAAUGGACAAAGACAUCCCUUAUUUAUCCACAAAAGGCCUCUUUGGAGGAGUGAAAAAAGGAGUUCUGUCAACUUUUUAAAUAUGCCUUAUAUAAAUGACUGCACUUAUCUUUCACAAUAACUUGUUUUAAAAUGGAACAUCACUGAAAGUGUGAAUGUUACACUUAAGAUUUUCCGUUAUGUCUAUUAGCAUCAUGAAGCCAACCUUUCUAACAUCAAUAACAUUGGUGUUUGUUCAGAACUGUGGGCUUCAUUUGAUCUGUGAUAUUUAAGGAAAAUCUAUCCUACAGUGCAUCCUAUAGUAAAAAGGUAAACAAGUAACUGUGAAGGACGAGUGUACGAGUUUAUAAAUAUGUCUUUAUGUCUUUCUUUACUUGCAGUUCAGUGGCAUUUUUCUUUUCAAAAAUGAAGCACACCCUUUGUUACAGAGAUACAGUGAAAACAAAUCUCAUCCUUUCAUACUUGCUUUUUGAUAACAAACAUCAUAGAGGAAAGAUCAAUUUAUGUCAUGCUGAAAUAAUAUAUCCAACAAUUGGUAUUGUUUUGCUACCUAAUAUAAUAUGGAUGUUAUUUGACGAAAAACAGAUUGGGAUGACCUGCAAUCAAAGCUUAUUUACAAAUCAUAACACAGGCUCUAUUGGUAGAAAACCACUUUCUUAUUGCGUGCAUGUCGACAUUGUUACAUGGAAGGAAAGAGAUAGAUAUGGUUCAAAAGCGUUUGGGAGUUUAGGCACACGGAUCCAGAUGUGCAAAGCUGAAUGUAAAGCAAACCAGAGCAGGAAGUAAACUGAACAACCUAUCAGACAUGUAGUUUCAAAUGUUUCGAGCUUUAGCAAACGUCAUGUGACAGUGGUUAUUUUGAGUGCUCGCCACCUCUGGUUAUAGUUGUACUACCUGUGCAGUGAUCAAGGCUUUACCACAACAUCUGGGUCAUUGCUGAACUAAACCUAAACUAAAAAAAAAAACUACUUUUGUUUUGACUGUAUCAUUAGGACCUCCGUGGUAACAGCUGGUGCUUUGUAAAGAAUGUUGGCAUUUUUAUGUGUAAACAUUUGUCAUUUCAUCAAUGGCUUUGUGUGAGAGUCACUAUUAACAGUUAUAGUGAACGGUAGCGACGCUCAUGCCCUCCAAUAAGCGUGCAAUGUAUGAUUCAUCCGUGGCUACUUUAUAUUUUCUAAUAAGACAACUUGCCUAGCUCCUAUAACAGUUAUCUAAUUUCAUUUUUCAUCAUCUGGAACAACAGAUGAGAAGCAAAGCCAUCCAUGUCAGUGGCAAGAGCCCAUCAAAACGUAGUUUCCACUGCAUUAUUUUUGUCUUUUUAUUAACAUGUGAUCAGAGAUAUAUAAAUAUUAUCAACUGUUGUCGUUUUUUUUGUUUAUGAUUAUCAUAUUUGUAUGUCAUGAUCCGCCUCUAGUUGGACAGUUUAAAACUUUAUUUCCCUCGAAUGGAAGAGAACAAAUGCUGCGAUUUUGAAUCCCACCGAGUUAUUUCCUGUGUGACUGACGCUGGCCGUGCUUCAACAUUGUGACUAUAUCAACAUCCACCACAAAGUGCUUUUCCCAGUUUUCCUUCAUGCGACAAAUCAUAGAAAAAAGAGUUGCCAAAUGCAUGAAUGCCUUGAACUUUUUGACGUUUUGGAAGAAGCAGCGGCUCUUCAUUCUAACAUGCAUGACACCGGAGACGAAGCGGUGCGUUACAUUGCAACAAAUCGACAUCAUAGCAACCUCUCAGCUUCAUAUGAAACACAUUCCAUUCCUGAGUGACAUCCCUUUACGUCAGAGACAGUGUAGCCUAGUAUGUGCAUUAGCUGCUGAACUACGUUAAGCCGGUCAUUUUUCAUAUGAAGUCUUGGAAAGAGGAUUUUUAGAGAGAAUAUUAAACUGACAAAAGGAAUCUCAUUUAGUCAAGGUCAGAAAUGGUCCUGGAGUCCAGAGCGCACAAACCAUGGUGGGGAUUUGAUGGCAUCACUGGUGGCAGUGGCGGCAUGUUUGGCUGUUUACUGGGAGUUCAGUGCUUCGCUGGACUUGUGAGGGAUGAAACUGGAACCUCUCAUUGGCUGGACAAAGGAACAAUAAAAGUGUAGUUA